AUGGCUGCGAAGCUGCGAGCGCAUCAGGUGGACGUGGACCCGGACUUCGCGCCGCAAAGCCGGCCGCGCUCGUGUACCUGGCCCCUGCCGCAGCCUGACUUGGCCGGCGACGAAGACGGAGCGUUGGGUUCAGGGGUGGCUGAGGGCGCGGAGGACUGCGGGCCGGAGCGCCGGGCAACGGCCCCGGCGAUGGCCCCAGCGCCGCCGCUGGGAGCGGAGGUCGGACCGCUGCGGAAAGCCAAGAGCUCCCGACGGAACGCGUGGGGGAACCUGUCCUAUGCCGACCUCAUCACCAAAGCCAUCGAGAGCGCCCCGGACAAGCGGCUCACGCUCUCCCAGAUCUACGACUGGAUGGUCCGUUACGUGCCCUACUUCAAGGAUAAAGGCGACAGCAACAGCUCGGCCGGCUGGAAGAACUCCAUCCGGCACAACCUGUCGCUCCACACCCGUUUCAUCCGCGUGCAGAACGAAGGCACAGGCAAGAGUUCGUGGUGGAUGCUGAACCCUGAGGGCGGGAAGACCGGCAAGACCCCGCGGCGCAGGGCCGUGUCCAUGGACAACGGGGCCAAGUUCCUGCGCAUUAAAGGCAAGGCAAGCAAAAAGAAGCAACUACAAGCACCCGAGCGGAGCCCUGACGACAGCCCCCCGGGCGCACCAGCCCCGGGGCCUGUGCCUGCCGCGGCCAAGUGGGCCACCAGCCCAGCCUCGCAUGCCAGCGACGACUACGAGGCGUGGGCCGACUUCCGUGGCGGCGGGAGACCCCUGCUCGGGGAGGCAGCCGAAUUGGAGGACGAUGAGGCCCUGGAGGCCCUGGCGCCGUCGUCGCCGCUCAUGUACCCGAGCCCGGCGAGCGCGCUGUCGCCCGCGCUAGGCGCGCGCUGUCCGGGGGAAAUGCCCCGCUUGGCGGAGCUGGGAGGCCGAAUGGGCUUGCACGGCGGUGGCGCGGGGAUGCCCGAGGCCCUGCUGGACGGCGCGCAGGACGCGUACGGGCCUCGGGCCCGCGCCGGUACCCCCGCCUACUUCGGGGGCUGCAAGGGCGGUGCCUACGGCGGGGGUGGAGGCUUCGGGCCGCCGGUGCUGGGCGCGUUGCGCCGCCUGCCCAUGCAGACCAUUCAGGAGAACAAGCAGGCCAGCUUCGCGCAGGCCGCCGCGUCCUUCCGCCCGGGGGCGCUGCCCGCGCUGCUGCCGCCGCCGCCGCCACCCGCGCCACGCCCCGGCCCGGUGCUGGGCGCGCCCGGGGAGCUGGCGUUGGCGGGCGCGGCCCCCGCCUAUCCCGGCAAGGGCGCGGCCCCAUACGCGCCGCCGGUGCCCUCGCGCAGUGCCUUAGCCCACCCCAUCAGCCUUAUGACGCUGCCCGGCGAGGCGGGCACCGCGGGGUUGGCGCCGCCCGGCCACGCAGCCUCCUUCGGGGGCCCGCCCGGUGGCCUCCUGCUGGAAGCACUUCCCGGGCCAUACGCCACCGCUGCCGGGCCGCUGGGUGCCGCGCCAGACCGAUUCCCGGCCGACCUGGACCUCGACAUGUUCAGCGGCAGCCUCGAGUGCGACGUCGAGUCCAUCAUCCUCAACGACUUCAUGGACAGCGAUGAAAUGGACUUCAACUUCGAUUCGGCACUGCCUCCACCACCGCCCGGCCUGGCCGGGGCCCCGCCCCCCAACCAGAGCUGGGUACCUGGCUGA
Molecule: messenger RNA, 1677 nt
Organism: Pteronotus mesoamericanus
Lineage: Eukaryota; Metazoa; Chordata; Mammalia; Chiroptera; Mormoopidae
Gene: FOXO6
Product: forkhead box O6
Exons: 2
Coding region: 1-1677 (558 amino acids)
Biological process (GO): regulation of transcription by RNA polymerase II
Cellular component (GO): nucleus
Molecular function (GO): RNA polymerase II cis-regulatory region sequence-specific DNA binding; DNA-binding transcription factor activity, RNA polymerase II-specific
Source: RefSeq, a predicted model, not a curated record